Messenger RNA from Hypoxylon trugodes, 1017 nucleotides. RefSeq lists its product as uncharacterized. NCBI's taxonomy places the organism in Eukaryota, Fungi, Ascomycota, Sordariomycetes, Xylariales, Hypoxylaceae. The record is from RefSeq and is a predicted model, not a curated record. The transcript has 5 exons. The coding region runs from base 1 to 1017 and encodes 338 amino acids.
AUGUUAAAUUCCACUAUUUCCUUGGCGCAAGAUGAGAUCACAUUAGAUGGACCAGCGGGACCACCUCCGGAAGGUGUCAUACCAAAUUUCGUUAACCCGCCAAACAAGACCGAUCUCUCUUAUGCUAUCACUACUAUUUGUUUAGCUAUUACGACUUUUCUUGUGGUUACUAGACUCUAUGCCAAGACAUAUUGUACAAAAGAUGUUCACAUUCCAGAUUUUUUAUCAUUCAUCGCAUUUGGUAUAUAUUGUGGCUACGCCUAUGCUUUAUACGACUGUAUACACGGUUCUGGCUUUUUGAUUGACAUUUGGAACUAUCAACAAAAGGAUCUACCUAAAUACCUCUACCCUAAUUACAUCAUCACUAUUCUUUACCCCCUGGUACUUGCUUUCUUAAAAAGUGCCAUCUUACUCGAUUGGUGCCGAAUACUCGUUCCCUUAGGAACGCGAAAUCGUUUCUGGUGGAUAUGUCACGUUCUGGUAGUAUUUAAUGUGGUAUUCUACGUUACUAUGUUCUUUGGAUGGACUUUUAGUUGCGACCCGGUGGAAAGAUAUUGGAAGAUAUAUGGUCCUGGAAAAUGCGUUAAUUUGCUGGUCCUCGACGUGAUCAAUGGUGGAUUCAACCUGACGACGGAUCUUAUUGCUUUCUUUCUCCCUCAACAGGUGAUAUGGAGUUUGAAUAUGCCAAUAAAGAGAUGUAUUGGUGUAUCUGCCAUCUUUGCGAUAGGACUUCUCGCUUGCAUCAUCGCGACAUUACGCAUUCCAUACGUUGUCCAAAUGUAUUCUUCAAACAACCUCACAUAUGAUCUUUCUUCACUCGAUCUUUGGAAUUUUGGGGAGAUGACAUGCGGGUUUAUUGUUCUCUGUGUGCCUUCGUCCAUUAUUGUAUAUACUCGCUUCAAGUCAUGGCUCGGCUCAAUCCCUUCAAAUGAGAGAGACAUUGAGGGCAAAAACAAAGACCCUUAUGACUCCUCGACAUUGACAGGAUCAAGUUCAACAAGAGAGUUAUGGGUAUAA